This is a messenger RNA of Cyclocybe aegerita, 939 nucleotides long. Lineage: Eukaryota; Fungi; Basidiomycota; Agaricomycetes; Agaricales; Hemipholiotaceae. The record is from the annotation of a GenBank genome assembly.
AUGGGCCGUGCACUCUUCUCCCAACAAGUCAAGGCAGCCUCAGCCCCAGCAGUCAGGACGGAACCGGAGCCCAAGGUCGAUGUCUGCGAACGAUGGGGAGCUUGGAACCGCUUCGAUCCAGACUCAGAAGACUUCUUCCAGGACGCCGAGUACGAGGCCUUUAUUGACCCCGCACAACUCCAGCGUCAGCUCCCCCGGGACCUGUCGACCAUGAUUGCGGGAGGGGACAUCGACAUUUCCGACUCGAGCGACUCUAGCGAUUCCAGCAGCGACAGCGAGCAGGGCAGCCCGAUGGCCGUCGGCCCCGAUGACCCAGCCAUCCUGAUGACGGGUUCUUGGAGUGUGGAAUCCGAGGAAGCGGGUUCAGCAGAUGCAGAAUGGCGGGCUGAAGGGAACACCACAGAGACCCCCAUGUACGUCCCCGGCACCAGGGCUUCAGUCUUCACGCCCGGGCAAACAGGGGUCACCGAGGACGUUGGGAUACCCGUCUUCAUACCCCCAGCAUCUCUCCGCGCACUGACCCCCGAGAUCGAAGAUGGCAGAGGGCGAGACGCAGUUCUUCCACGUUCACCCACCCUGCGUCGAACAGUCAACAUCACCCCGAUCACCGUCUCGCGCAUUAGGGAACCUUCGAGCCGCUCGCCAUCCCCGCCCCCUCGUCGCCGCGCUACCGCCGGCGAGGCGCCCGUGGUCCCCUCCACCCCACCCACCGCCUCGUACAUGGGCCAGACCAUGCUCUCUCCUUCCCCACCUCCCUCCAUCACCCCUCGCUUCUAUUCGUGGCAGCACCACCCCAUUCCCGCCAUUCCUUCCAGCCCGACCCUCGCCCGAGGCACCCGCGACGGGCCUCUCACCAACCCACGCGCCCGCAUGUCCUUCGCCCGCAUCGAGUCGUCCCCCGGCCCCACCCGGGUUCGCGUCUCGAACAGCUUCAUAUGA